GGGGGAAAAAGAAGCGAGGGCAACGAGAGGGAGGAGAGGGGAAGUACACAAGUUGUUGUUCUUUCUCGUUUUGCUGAGAUUUGUGAUGUGUUUUGAAUUCGCCAAUUUUUAACGAAAACAUGCAUUAUUUUUGCCGAUUCGGCCCCUAGAUUGAAUGUAUCAAGGCCAUCAGGAUUUGCGUUUAUUUGGUUAUUCCGGAAUUAUGGACGAGGGUCAGCACUUGCCUGGCGUGCCCACUGCAAUUUCCAUACAGGACACUCCGACCGCGGCUAACGUUGAACUCGUAGAUGCCAGCGAGGGUAUCUACAGGAUCGUAACAACUAAUGGCAUUCCCUAUGGUGUUUGCGGGCAGCAACUACAAACAACACCUGCUAAAACAUCAGGGCAGAUCAUCCAACAGAUGGCAGGAAACUUUCAAAAUCAGCAUUUACAGAUGAAUCCCAAUUUCAUCUUACAAAAUCCAAAUCAACAAGGUAGUCAGUCUCAGCAAAGGAUUGUAUUAGACGGCUCUUCCCAAAAGUAUACUGUCUACCACCCUCAAGUCUUUAAAGUCAUGCCUAGUGCCAGCAACAUCAUCAUGGUGUCUCCGAAUGCUCAACAAUACGCUGUUAGAAAUGUGCAGCAGUUUCAGGAAAAAUUGGGAAUUGAAUUUGCGAAGCAGCCUACCCCCAUGAAAAUUCAAGCAUCGCCUCCUCGACCUCCACAACCCAACCAAUUGUCUCCUCCUCGGCCUCCUCAACCUAAUCAAUCUACGCCUCCUGCUCCUCGUCCCUGCCAACUUCUGUUGACACCCCUGCGCCCUGUCACUCCUGCAGUCCCCCAACUCAUCCCAUUUGGCAACAAGCACCAACCUGUGAUGAGCCCACAGCGCACUCAAACCACUCCUCCCAUAAUAAAGAAACCUCCUCAAAUCCUUAAACAUGGAAACCAGAACUACAACAUCAUCUCAUCCACAUCAUGCAAGGCUGUUCCUAUCUCAAGUUUUGACAAUAGCAAUGAAAAUGAAGAAAUGGAGACAGAGCAACCUCCGCCUCCACUACCUACCGAACUUCCCAAGACACCACCUCCGCCACCGCCACCACCCUUACCUCAAGUCAACGAAGCUCGUUUGCCACUGAACACAAAUUGUAGUACACCUAAAGUGUCAUCAAGCCUGGUGAAAAACAGCGUGUUGUUGAGCUCAAGCUCUCCAAAAUUUCCAACGUCUCCAAUGAAGAGCAACAUACCUCCUCAAAGUUCACCCACAACGCAACUAACUCAAGCCAAGGCCGAAGAAAAAGAUACCAUUAUGAAGAUGAUGCCAGGGAAGGUGGCCAUUUGCAAAAACUGUGGCUUAUGCAGCAUAGAUUUGAGCAGGUGUCAGAGGUGUAACAGAGUUUUCCCUCCCGAUGUGAGGAUAGUUGAUGAUCCAAGCCUGGUGAAGGCUCGGAAACAACCAAAUAAUAGCACUGGCAAAUCAUAUCUUAAAAAUGUUGCACCACUUAACAAGCAUUCUCCUGCACCUCCAAUUCCUUCAACUUCAAAGCUGAAAACUGCUGUUUCAACUACGGCAGCUAAACCUGUUGGAUUAACUUCAAAACUGAAGCCAGCUUUACAGCAAAGCCCUGCGCGCCAACCACCUAUAAUAAUUAAGAACAAAAGAGCAGUGCCUGUGAAGAAGCCCACUGUAGCAGAAGAACCUGUCUGUCUUACCAUUUCUGAUGAUGAGGAUGAUAGUGCAGCAAGUAGACUGAAACCUGCACCAACCCCAGUGCUCAGUGUGGAGAAGUGCAUUGUAAUUAGCAAAGAAGCUGAACUUAGUUCCACGAUCACAGAUAAGGAACCUUCUAUUGAGGAACUGCAAAUCACAGAACAUGAUAUGAAAUUAUCAUUAGGCAUAGGGAACAAUUUGAUUGAAAACUAUCAAAAGGGCCAUGUUGGAGGGGGAGUCACAAUGAAAUGUCGGACAGUGCGUGUUGGAUCUUACAAAGUUGCCCCAUUGGAGAAUGUACUGAUCUGUCCUGAAGGUGUGCGGAUCAGUUUGCCACACCCAGAAACCAAAGUUCCACUAGUUAUUGAGGUCCCUCGGUCAUCGAUUGUGACGGUGCUGGCUCAUAUGGGAAGAUCAGUUCCAGUCUUAUUCUUUUACGUCAGGUGCUCCACUGCUGAUAAAAUAAGAGUUAUGCUCAGCAUGACUGAUGCUAGCAAAGAACCUUAUUUUGACCCUUUAUCCAAGAACGAAACAAGGAAAAGGAUUACUAUUCUCCCGGAAAAGUUAAGUGACGAAACUAAAAUUCUUCUCAAGAAUAUUUUCGGUAAAGCAUAUGGCAGGGACAUCAUGACAAUGUUGGAAUAUAAAGAAGCCAAUGCUCUUUUGGUCAAGGCCUCUCCCAUGAGCAACGAGAGUGUUUCUGGCACAAAGUCAAGAGCAAAGGAAGUAAAGCCAAUUGUAGAAGAGAGCAAAGAACUCUUUGUCUACCCAAAACCACCUCUCAAAGGAGGUAUUCCUAUUACCACAUUUGAUUACCUUUGUCUUGGUGAGGAGCAGUUUUUAAAUGAUGCCAUUGUCGACUUCUACUUAAAGUACUUGACACUGACAAAACUCACAGAGUUUGACCAGGCUCGGACACACAUCUUCAGCAGCUUCUUCUACAGGCGACUUACAACAAAGCAACUUACAAGAAAGUCCGAUGCAAAUACUGAAAAGUUGAGUGCUUCUGAGCAACGUCAUGCUAGAGUCAAGAGCUGGACAAAAAACAUAGACAUCUUUGAGAAGGAUUUUAUUUUUAUUCCCAUUAAUGAACACGCCCAUUGGUUCUUGGCGGUUAUCUGCUUCCCUGGACUAGAAGGUCCUGUGCGUUUCUGUGAUGGCCAGCCAGUGCCAGCCGAAUUGUUGAAUAAACCAAAACAGGCCACAGCAAAAGUGACCAUCGAGGGUGGAUCCGGUGUCCUCAAACAAUUCACCAUCGGAGCCACAACUGUCACUCUUGCCUCAAACGUGUCGCCCAACAGCCUCAAAAUUCUCCAAGCAAAGAACUCUGAAACAAUCAUUGCACUUGAGGAUAGUGAAGGCUCUGAGAGGGAUGAGGCUGAAGGGGAUGAGGACGAGUUUGAGACGGAAGAAGAAACUGAGGCUGAACAGAAUCAGGAGCAAAGUGCUGUGGAAAAAGAAGCUCCUGUCAAAAUCGAAUGUGACUAUAUUUACCCACCAGAUGCUGUCAAGCAGCCCUGCAUUUUGAUCUUUGAUUCGCUUCCAACAAAUCGAAGGGGCAGGGUGGUGGCUACUCUUAGGGAAUACCUGCGUAUUGAGUACAAAGUAAAAAAGGGAAAGGAGCGCGACUUCAACAAGGACAACAUUCGUGGCUCGUUGCCCAAAAUUCCUCAUCAAAACAACUUCACAGACUGUGGAUUGUUUAUGUUGCAGUAUGCCGAGAGCUUUUUUGAGCACCCUAUCAGAGAUUUUUGCCUACCUUUAAAGAGUUUGCUACAAUGGUUCGAAGAGAACACAAUCCGGACAAAGCGAGAAUACAUCGCCAAACUGAUACAGAAGAUGAUGGCUGAACAGGGUGUUAAGGUCAAGUUGCCGGAACUGACCUUCGCCAAACCCCUGACCUCAGGGACGCUUGAAGUUGUUGGGAAAUCUAUCAAAGUAGUCAUACCACCUGAACCAAACGAGUUAAAACCAGAGCUGCAGUCAAUUUGUCCAGCCGAAGAAGUACCGGGUGAAGUUGAGACUCCAAGAGUUGUGUCCCUGUCGGUGAUUGUUCCAGAAGAACAUGUGCUGCCGCCAGUCGAGGCAAACAUUGAGAGUGAAAUUUUGGUCAGUGAGGACUUCAGCAAGUGUGAGUUAAAUGACACAGGAGGCAGCAAUGACCCUGAGGACAUGGAACAUUGCAUUCAGUUGGUGGAUCAACAUUUCCCAAACGAUGAUCCAACAGACUUUGCCACUGAGGACUGUGCAGACAGCAGUAGUGCUAAGCGGAAAGCCGAGUGUGAUUCGGAGACUAUCAGUCCUAAGCGGGUUUGCUGAUUGACACCGAACCUUAAUUGUUUCUGAAGAUCUAUUUUCCACAGGAUCAAUUAUAUUAAGUAUGCCAUGCAAACUUUUUGACUUAUGUUGAAUAAAUUUGUAUGCUUAAUUGAUUACCACUUUA
This is a messenger RNA of Neocloeon triangulifer, 4133 nucleotides long. Its product is annotated as sentrin-specific protease 6-like. Gene Ontology annotation, biological process: protein desumoylation. Gene Ontology annotation, cellular component: cytoplasm; nucleus. NCBI's taxonomy places the organism in Eukaryota, Metazoa, Arthropoda, Insecta, Ephemeroptera, Baetidae. Bases 155 to 4009 code for a protein of 1284 amino acids. The record is from RefSeq and is a predicted model, not a curated record. Gene Ontology annotation, molecular function: SUMO-specific endopeptidase activity. The transcript has 18 exons.